AUGACUACAGCGGUCCAGCAGCAUGUUGACGAGCACUUCGAUAUUCAUGAAGAUCUCAGGACGGAAGACACGGAGAUGAUGCCCGAGGAGGAGCGCACAGAGGAGGCUGCGCCAAUGGACGAGGAAGAACGCGCUCAGUUGUUCCAGCAGAAACUUCAACAGCGCCAUCAUACGGAGCAAGUGCAUCCCCAUCAACAACACCAGACACACCAUGGCCAACCACAACGUCAACCCGAAGAUGAGCCCCAAGAAGAGGAAGAGGAGGAGGAAGAAGAAGCAGCCGAAGAGUCUUCUGAAGAGGAAGCUGUUGAUCGCAGUGUUCAAGCAGAUAUGGACAAGCUGCAGAGCGACUUCCCUGGCUUUCGCAAUCGGUAUAGGUUGAUCAAGCGUAUCGGUGAAGGAACAUUCUCAACCGUCUAUAAAGCCGAGGAUAUAAUGUACGACCACUACGACAAUAGUUGGGACUAUGAAGACGACUCGUCAAAGUGGACGCCACCACCAAAAGCAACCGACAGUCCAGUUGCUCCUCGUCCCCGUCGCAAGGCGCGUUACGUCGCCAUCAAGAAGAUCUACGUUACCUCAAGUCCGUCGCGAAUCCUUAAUGAGCUGGAACUGCUUCACGAUCUUCGCCAAUGUCCCUCCGUCUGUCCACUCAUCACCGCUUUCCGCGAAACCGACCAGGUCGUGGCUAUCCUGCCCUACUUCCGUCAUGGAGAUUUCCGUACAUAUUUUCGCGACUUGACCAUUCCCGAGAUCUCCAUCUAUUUGCGCGAACUCUUUACCGCCCUCAAAAGUGUUCACGAUCACAAGAUUCUUCAUCGAGAUAUUAAGCCUACCAACUUCCUCUAUGACCCAGGCACUCAGCGCGGUGUUCUGGUUGACUUUGGUCUUGCGGAGAGAGAAGGCUCUGAUGCCAAGCCUUGUCUCUGUCAUGAAAGCCGAGAAGUCCGCAAGACCCGUCAGACAAACUCAGUUUGGGCGCAAAAUGCUGCGACCCCUCAAGCAGGCUAUCCCAAGUCCGACACACGAUCCUCGCGUCGCGCCAAUCGUGCAGGUACUCGAGGUUUCCGCGCCCCUGAAGUGCUUUUCAAAUGUACGGAGCAGACUACAUCCAUCGACAUCUGGUCCGCAGGUGUUAUCCUGCUCACCAUUUUGUCGAAGCGAUUCCCCUUCUUUAACUCGGCCGAUGACGUUGAAGCCAUGAUUGAGAUAGCAACCAUCUUUGGUAGCAAACGCAUGAAGGCCGCAGGUUUGCUCCAUGGAUGUGUCUUCGAGACUAGCAUUCCCACUGUCGGUCAAGGAGGCUUCUCAAUGGAGAAGAUCAUCAUGUGGAGCACGUGUCGAGGAGAGGACAAGCCUCUGACACCAGAUGAGAAGAUGGCUAUUACCUUUCUCGAAUGGUGCAUGGAACUGGACCCCAGCAGGAGGAUAACAGCUGCGGAAGCACUUGACCACGAGUUCCUCCAGCUGGAUAUAUCUGCAGCUGAGCAGGGGGCUUAUAGCGAAUAG
Fusarium sp. VM40 is the source of this 1509-nucleotide messenger RNA. Lineage: Eukaryota; Fungi; Ascomycota; Sordariomycetes; Hypocreales; Nectriaceae. The record is from the annotation of a GenBank genome assembly.